AUGAAUUCUACGUCUUCUCUUCUCUAUCUCAAUCUAUCUGCUAACUUGCUAAGAUCAUGUUCUAUAUUUCACUGGCUUUCUAAUUUCAUUGCCAAUCUUCGUACCCUUUACCUUGAGUAUAAUUUCCCGGAAGGUCCUAUUCCAGUUGAAUUUGGCAAAGUGAUAAACUCUCUUGAAUAUCUUAAUCUUACUGAUAACAAACUACAAGGUAAGGUUCCAUCUUCAUUUGGGAGCAUGUGCAAAUUACAGAGAUUAGAACUCUCAAAUAACAAGUUGAAUGGCAAAUUUCCGAGCUUCAUUCAAAAUUCUUCUUGGUACAGCAGACACAUAUUUCGGGAGUUGAAAUUAUCCUAUAACCAAAUUACUGGCGAGAUGCCUGAGAGCAUCGAACUGCUAUAUGAGCUGGAGGUUUUAUCAUCUUUCUAA
This is a messenger RNA of Vigna radiata var. radiata (mung bean), 426 nucleotides long. RefSeq names its product probable LRR receptor-like serine/threonine-protein kinase At1g34110. NCBI's taxonomy places the organism in Eukaryota, Viridiplantae, Streptophyta, Magnoliopsida, Fabales, Fabaceae. The record is from RefSeq and is a predicted model, not a curated record. The coding region runs from base 1 to 426 and encodes 141 amino acids. The transcript has a single exon. Gene Ontology annotation, molecular function: protein binding.